This is a messenger RNA of Tarenaya hassleriana, 2881 nucleotides long. Its product is annotated as putative U-box domain-containing protein 50. The transcript has 8 exons. Gene Ontology annotation, biological process: protein ubiquitination; protein phosphorylation. Gene Ontology annotation, molecular function: ubiquitin-protein transferase activity; ATP binding; protein kinase activity. Lineage: Eukaryota; Viridiplantae; Streptophyta; Magnoliopsida; Brassicales; Cleomaceae. The record is from RefSeq and is a predicted model, not a curated record. Bases 98 to 2443 code for a protein of 781 amino acids.
CGAAGAAAAGUCAAUGGUCAAUUGGUCAUGUUCCUGAUCGAAGUGAUUCUUUCUUGGGCAUCUCAAGAACCACACAUCCAACCAAAAAAGGAGAAAGAUGGAAGGGAACGAUAAUGGAGAUAGAGUGGAGAAAGUGUAUGUCGCAGUAGGAAACGGUGUGGAAGAUGGUUUCAAGACCAUUGAUUGGGCCCUCAAGAAGUGGGAUCCAAUCAAUAUUUCCAUUGUCAUCCUCCAUAUCUCCAACCUCUCCAAUGAUCUCGUUUACACCCCUUUUGGGAAGCUUCCGGCAAGCUCUGUCAGCGAGGAGAAGCUUCAAGUUCUCAGGAAAUACGAGGAAGAGAAGGUCGACAAGUUAUUAUCCAAAUACGUUGCUUUCUGCGGCAAGGUGAAAGCAGAGACACUCAAGGUUGAAAUGCAAGACGACCCGAUCCAAGUGCUCAUCUUAGAUCUCAUCUCCAAGCUUAAAAUCACCAAACUCGUGAUGGGAAUCACCUUCAUGAGAUCCUCAUCCUGGAAAGCGAAGAGUGCGAUAAGCGGAUCCUUCUACGUUUAUCGACACAAACCCGAAUUCUGCGAAUUUCACAUAAUAUGCGGAGGAAAAAUGGUGGCUUUGAGGAGAGACGACGAUGGCAACAACACGAGAAACUGGUUUGGUAAGAUGUUCCAUGACCCGACAAGAAAUCUGGACCGUUCAUCCUCCGUCGGUGAGGAUCCAAUGGACAGCGAGAAUCCAUGGGAUAAAAAUUCGAGAGAAACAGAUGAUUAUUACCACCAAUUACUAAGUUUAAAUGUAGAUGACGACACAGAUGGCAAUAACUUUGUUGAAGAGGAAGACGGUGACGUGGAGUUAGACGCGCUACAACGUAUGAACGCAGGAGAGAAGAUGAAAUAUGUGAAGAGAAAAGCAAAGGAAGCUCAGGAGAUGAUAGAGCAGAACAAGAGAGAGGCCAAAGCCAACGCUGAAAGAUACGCCAAAGCUGAACGGGCAAUCUCUUUGUGCAGCUGCAGAAUUCAAGAACUAGAAACCCAGGUUCAGGAGGAAAGCGAAAGGCGAGUAAAGAUCGAUGAAAUUCUCGAGACGGAGAAAGAGCUGCUCGAUGAAGUCAUCAGAGAUGUUCAAGAGGAAAAGGCGAAGCUAAGUUCACUUGGGAAGCUCCAGCGAGAGCUCUCGAGCAAGCUUAGUACUGUUACGACAGCUAAAUCAGAGGCGGAGACUCGGCUGGAGAAGGUUGUCUCGCAAAGAAACGAAACGGUAAGAGAGAUGGAGAAAUCGAGGCAUCAGAGGGAUAUAUUCAAUCGUAGGAUCGAAUUCUGCAAGGAGAGAGAGGCUAUAGGUUUAGUUUCGAGGUUGAGUUACAGGGAAUAUGCGGCAGAGGAUGUUAGGCUGGCCACCGAUGAUUUUUCUGACCGGUGGAGGCUGAAAUCCGGCGGAAACUGGAGGAGGGUGUACAGGGGAAGGAUCAACCAUACAACUAUGGCUGUCAAAAUGACCAGUGACUGCUUGUCUGAUCAGGACUUUCUAUCUAAGGUGGAGCUUUUGAAUGAGAUCAGACAUCCUCAUUUGGUAGCCAUCGCUGGUUUCUGCUCGGAGCCUAAAUGCAUACUCUUUGAGUAUAUGCAUGGUGGGAACUUGAGGGACAGCCUAUUCAUAUCACAGAAGAGGUCAUCGAGACAAAGAGGGAUACUUAGAUGGCACGACAGAAUUCGGAUAGCUCACCAGGUUUGUUCCGGUUUAGGGUUUCUCCACUCGACCAAGCCCAAACCCAUCGUCCACGGCCAUCUCACACCUUCCAAAAUCCUCCUGGACCGCAACCUCGUGCCGAAAAUAAGUGUAUUUGGACUUACCCUGCACAGUGAUCAACAAUCUGAUAAGAAACCAGAUAUCAGGGCUUUCGGGAUUUUGCUCCUGCAUCUCCUGAUAGGGAGGAACUGGCCUGGUUUGCUCAAGGCGAUGACGAUGAACCAAACAGAUGUUCUCAGAGAUUUGGAUGAGAUGGCGGGUAAGUGGCCGUUAGAGUUGGCAAAGGAGGUUGCUGCAUUGGCGAUGAUGUGUAUGUCGGUAAACAGGGGAGGGAACAUGGAUCUGGGAAUCGGAACGGUAAUGGCAGAGUUGGGGAAGAUAAGGCAAAGGGCAGAUGAGUUUCAGGUCAGAGGAAAGUACGAGGAAGCAACCAAUGGAAACAUCGACGAGGAAGAUCCAAAUGAUGUACCGAGUGUUUUCCUCUGCCCUAUAUUUCAGGAAGUAAUGAAGAACCCGCAUUUAGCAGCUGACGGGUUUUCGUACGAGCAAGAAGCAAUAGAGGAGUGGCUGAAGAUGGGGAAUUGUAGGUCGCCCAUGACGAAUCUGAGACUGGAACAUCAGUUCCUCACCCCAAACCACACCCUGCGUUCUCUCAUCCAAGACUGGCAUAGGAAACGAGCAGCAAGAGCUUCCUCCCCCUAGUUAUAUAUUUCUCCCAUUCUCAAUCUGAUUUCACUUUCUCAGAUGAUCGAAUGUAAGGCAUCGGAUUCAGCACUCGGCAACCAGUGUCAAUCCUUGAUCACCGUCAAGAAUACUCAGCACUCAGCUCGUUUACAUGUUCACUGUACACCGUUAACAAACAUGAUUAAGAAACACGCGAACAUGGAAAGAACACAUUUAGAAUGGUAAACAAAUGCUACAUACUCCGAUUCAUGAAGUGAUGAUCAAAUCUACAUAUAAAAAAAGCAUUUCUUUCAAGGAAAAGCACAAAGCUUUUUUUCAUUUCGCUCGAUUCUCCACGAACUUAAGCAAGCUAGAGCUUUUCACGAAUUGUGCCCCUAUGUAUGACCAGAAUUUUUCCGUAUCACCUUGACAUUGGUGCUGAGAUUCACAAACCGAAACACUAUCCAAAACGACAAA